Messenger RNA from Malaya genurostris, 2990 nucleotides. RefSeq names its product synaptotagmin-A. Gene Ontology annotation, cellular component: membrane. Gene Ontology annotation, biological process: calcium-ion regulated exocytosis; regulation of calcium ion-dependent exocytosis; cellular response to calcium ion. Lineage: Eukaryota; Metazoa; Arthropoda; Insecta; Diptera; Culicidae. Gene Ontology annotation, molecular function: calcium-dependent phospholipid binding; clathrin binding; phosphatidylserine binding. The transcript has 7 exons. The coding region runs from base 908 to 2389 and encodes 493 amino acids. The record is from RefSeq and is a predicted model, not a curated record.
AUACCCACCCGAUGAGACACGCCAUCCAUUCAUUUAGUGAGUGACGCUGGGGACGGUUCGUGUCAGGAAAGCACGGAUAAAAUUCCCGUCAGUCUCCCUCAGUGCUUUCAUCGGAACGGUUCGGAUACCGUUCCGUGUCCGGGUUUUGGUUUUGGGUUUGGUUUUGGUAGCUAGCUGGUGGUGCAGAAAAAAAAGAAACGACGACGGCAAAGACGUUUACGGGAACUGUGCAAUUUGGCGGAAUAUGUGUGAACGAAUAUCGAUUUUCUGCUGAUUUCAUCUCAACGAGGAAGUGGGAAUUGUGGAUUUUUGACAACCGCUACUGCUGCGGCGGAGAAUUACCCGACCGACCGAUCCGUGCUCACUAAUUAGACGCAUUAAUUUGGUAAAUGGUUGUCGCAACCGGAACACCCGGAAAUUAGCGCAGCCCAUCGGUGUCCGCUGCUGGUGAACGUUGUGUGGUAUGUGGCAUGCGACGAAGGAUGAUUAAAUAUCCUAUGCUGAAAACCGAAUGUUUGAUAUAUGAUGAUUAAAUCAUGCAAAGUGAUGUAUUUACCAACUUUUCCAAGAUGGGAAACACCCUCGGUUCCGUUGGUGACAACGUCGGUUGACAUGCGAAGAUGUACUCGAUGCUGCUGAAGCGUAGCAAAGCGUUGGAAAUAUUUUAUGAAGAUAUGCAGCCAUUAGAGGUAAUCAUGCCCAUGAAAGCGAUGGAAAAAAUGUAGUACAAACUUAUUCUCUCAAUUUUUGAUCAAAAGUAAUACCAUUCAAAAGAGCAAAAAACAAACCAGUGUUUAAAAAAGGAUAUAAAUAUAAAAAAGAAUCAAAUAUCACAACACAACAACUUGUCCAACCAACUGACAAGUGUGGUCUGCAAAAGAAGCACAUCAAACAGUAAUAAAUAAACAUGAAAGCAUCGUUGGACAAUUCGUUUGGUCCUCAAGGAGAGGAGCCGGUCAACUCGGUGCAAGUGAUUGUUUAUGCCGCCACAUCGUUUCUGAUCGUAUCCCUGCUGGGACUGCUCAUCUACAUCACCUGUUCCAAGCGCUAUCGACUGAAUUGGUUCGAGAAAAAUCUGCUCGAGACGGAAAAAGAGCGCCAAGCGGGCCGGCAAAGACAAACGGGUCGGGUCAGCUGUCCUAUCGCAUAUAAUAUCGAUGCUGUGGCAGGAACAUCACGAUAUCUGAAUCGAAAUAACAGUAGUCCAUUAGCAAAAGCGGACAAUCCGCCCUUCUGGGCCUCCGAGGGGUUGUACAAAGCAAACAGUGGUAUUGGCCAGCUUAUGGAUUCGUCCGACGAGGAAGUCCCAGAGGACAGUGCGGAUUCGUCUAGUAGUUGUAAAUCAGUCAUAGUGGUGGGAUCGAUGCCCAUCGCAGGCACUAACAAGCACGUGGUUCUCAGUGCUACGAACCCGGCAAAACCAACCACAUCCACGGUGAAGGCCAAAAACGGACAGACCGGUUGUGUGCCGGUAGAAGAUGUGGUAGAUUCGACCGAUCUUAAGAGUUCUCCUGCCAAACUGGACCUAGGCGACAACUCACGAGGCGCUAUUCAUAUGACGCUCAGCUAUGAUCCCACCGCAGGGAUUUUGAACGUCAAACUGAUUGAGGCUCAGGAUCUGCAACCGCGUGAUUUCAGCGGAACGGCAGACCCAUACGCAAAGAUAAGACUGCUUCCUGAUCGGAACAAUAUGUGGCAAACUAGGGUACACAAGAAAACACUGAAUCCAGUGUUCGACGAGGAUUUUGUGUUCGAAGUACGUCCCGCCACCAUCGGUCGACGGACACUUGAGGUACUACUGUUCGAUUUUGACGCCUACUCGCGCCACGUGAUCAUCGGCGGUUCGCAGCUCGCGCUGGCGCACGUUGAUUUUACCGACCGGAUGGACAUCUGGCGCCCACUAGGACCAUGUACCGAUACGGACACGAAACAAGAUCUGGGCGAUCUGAUGAUUUCACUUUCAUAUCUACCGUCAGCCGAGAAACUUACCGUUGUAGUAAUCAAAGCAAGGAAUCUUCGGAUCAUCGACGAAACGCGGAACUCAUCGGAUCCGUACGUAAAGGUGUCACUGUAUAAUAUUGACGGAAAAAGACUCAAAAAGCGAAAGACAACUGUAUCGCGGAACACGAUAUCUCCGGUGUACAACGAGGCCCUCUCGUUCGACAUUGCCCGGGAUGCACUGAAAAAUUGCUCAAUCGAACUACAGGUCCUUCACGAUAACCUUCUAGGGAAGAACGAAGUUCUCGGCAAGGCAAUUAUCGGCAGCGGACCCGACGCGAGACCAGAAGAUAGAGCCUUUUUCGAUGAACUCUUCCGGAAUCGGUCCGCGACUGCACAAUGGAUUACGCUCUCGGACUGGAAGGCAUCAAAACCGAUGGCUGGAAAAUAAAAUGUUUACAAAACAGAAAAAAAAUACAGAUCAAGCACUUCUAUCCCAGCAAGGAGAACUAAUAUAAUUUGUAAGGAAACGUCCAGUGUACCUUAAUCUACAUAUUGCUGUUUGUUAACUCGCAAAGCAACUAUCCCAAUUGUUAUUCGAUGUUCUCAAUAUAACCAUUUACGUAUCAUCGUGAUGAAAGUGCAAACGUUUUAACAGCGAUUAGUUUUGGAAUGUAUUCAAGAAUCUAUUUACUGUAGUCAAGAUUUCUAUAGCCAAGUAUACUUCAAUCAAUAGGCUUGUUAAGUGGUACUAUUUUCAAAUGUCUAUCUGCCUUCUAUUAAGUUUGAAGACGUGUAAGAACAACAUGACUGCUGAAAGGUUUAUCUAUAUACACCAUGGUAUCAAUAUACUUAUACUCACACCAUAGAUUACAGAAUUGCAAAAGGGUGAAACAUUUUCUAAAACACUAACGGACAGUUUCUGUCGGUUAGAUUGCGCAAAAUCAUGCGCAUAUACAUAGAACAACUGUGUAAUUCAUAAUAUUUACUUAGUGUUACAGAUAUAUAUAAAAACUAAUAAAUGAUAAAACUAGUAUACAAUAUCAGAAAAA